AUGGCUCCUAUAAACCGCACGCGCAUGUGUCUCUUCAACGAUUGCAGAAAGUACAGAACAAAGGAAACAACGGGUGCCAUGGAUCUGCGAGCUAUUUUUCCGGAUUCAUUGCUAGAAAUUGAUGAUUUGGCGAAUUUUGUGGACCAAUUGAACAAAGUGGAGCCAAGGUCAGUGGCCUUCUUUGACGAGUCGCUGAAAGGGUAUGCAGUUCUCAGUGCCAAUGCCGACACAGAUACCAUUUUGGACACAGAGACAAGGCUACGAGUCAGAGUAUCGCUGAUUUUGAACGGUGCUGAGAUCCGUCAGAGUAGCGUGCGAAAUUUGGUGUUUACCAAAGAACAAUUGAUUCUACAGGGCCAUUUUCAAAAUACCAAUUACUUGAUCUGGAAACUAGAAUUCCCCGUGCUGUCGCCAACCAAAGCCGUUCCUCAUCAGCAGAUUCUGAUCUCCGCUCUUGUGGAGCCAGGAUAUAUCUCUUCAAAUUCUGGAGCGAAACUUUCCCGAACAGAGACUUUGGAAGAUCUUAAACCAACCGUUCAAGGAAACGUUUUAGAGGGGAUCACAUCUACGUUCAAAAAUAGCUCAAACUCCACGGCGAUACCAGUGAUCUCAGAAUCGAUACUUACCCAGCAGAAGUCGCAAUCUGGUGAAAAACCGAAUGGAAUACCGCAGGACUCGUCCAAGGCUGUGAAGGCAGAUGUGAUACUGCCAGUCUAUCCUGUUCUACAAAUGAAGCUGAAAUACACCAGAUUGCUUGGUAAAAGCAAGCUUUUGCUGGCUACACUGGAGCUGGGCAUUUCCAAGUAUUUUGUCAAAAAUAGGCUUCCCGUACAGGUUGACGAAAUCAGUUUCUCUCUUCCGGACGGAAGUGCUAUUCCUCAGAUGCCUGCCUCAAUCACGUUUCCCCUUCAGUUCAAAGACUCCACUCUACAUCUCACAUACCGAUUGGUCAGCGAUGACAAUAGUUCAUUGGUAAUGCCGGCGGUUAUAACAGUUACAAGCAAAAUCGUCCAAGGCUCGUCUACCAGAGACAUCUGCACUCGUUGGUCUACGAAGGUUGAUUUUGGUAUCUCACAUGUUCCGUCUUCUUCAAGUGCAAAACUUAACAGUUCUCCAAUGGCUUCAAGAACAUCUGUCGUAUUGCAAAGGCGAAACCAAGAGAUGAAAAACUCACUGAAACAUAGCAGUUCCAGUUUAACUCUGCCCUCAAGACAGAACACUGCGUAUAUGAAACCACCACCGAACUCUCUAUCGGGCUUGCGUCUGUCAUUUUCUGGAACCACUAUCACGAGGGUGGGAGAAAGAUUCAAAUGGAAGGUACAGGCAGUCAAUAACAGCGAGAACACCAUACAUGCAUCGUUAUUCAUACAAUCGGCCGUUUCACAUGCUUUCGAGAAGAGCAUGCCCCCAAUACCCAUACCCAUCAACCCAGGACUGAACGACAAAAGAGAUGCCAUAUCUAUAUAUCCGGUACCUGCACUGUUAAGUGCGUACAGUUCUUCCAAGCUGUCUUCGAACGGUAUUAUUUGUCUUUCCAAUAACUUAAGACUAGGGCCAAUAGAGCCCCACUCUGUGUUCGAAACGGAUAUGGAGCUCAUGGGAAUUGAGAAAGGAUUGUUCAAUCUUCAGGGCGUCAGAUUGGUUGAUCUUUCAACGAGUGAAACUUUUGAUUGUGGAGGUUUAUUGGACGUUCUGGUCAGUUAA
Kuraishia capsulata CBS 1993 is the source of this 1704-nucleotide messenger RNA. RefSeq lists its product as uncharacterized. The record is from RefSeq and is a predicted model, not a curated record. The coding region runs from base 1 to 1704 and encodes 567 amino acids. Gene Ontology annotation, cellular component: trans-Golgi network; TRAPPII protein complex. Gene Ontology annotation, biological process: intra-Golgi vesicle-mediated transport. The transcript has a single exon. Lineage: Eukaryota; Fungi; Ascomycota; Pichiomycetes; Pichiales; Pichiaceae.